This is a messenger RNA of Eupeodes corollae, 2274 nucleotides long. Its product is annotated as NECAP-like protein CG9132. NCBI's taxonomy places the organism in Eukaryota, Metazoa, Arthropoda, Insecta, Diptera, Syrphidae. The transcript has 5 exons. Bases 141 to 896 code for a protein of 251 amino acids. The record is from RefSeq and is a predicted model, not a curated record. Gene Ontology annotation, cellular component: membrane; clathrin vesicle coat. Gene Ontology annotation, biological process: endocytosis.
GAAACACGAAAUAAAAAUUGAUUCCCCACCACAGAGAAAACCCAAAGUUACUGCAAGCAAAUUAUAUUAACAAAAUUAUCCUUUUAACACAAAUUUAAUCAUUAAAUUGCCACUCACUAAAUAAGCAAAUUAAAUAAAACAUGGAAUACGAAAGCGUGUUAAUUGUUAAGCCCGAAGUAUUCAUCUACAAAAUUCCCCCAAGGGCCAGCAACAGAGGAUACAGAGCUGCUGACUGGAAUCUCGGUGAACCAACGUGGACGGGACGUAUGCGUUUGGUGGCCAAGGGCACCACAGUCAAUCUUAAAUUAGAGGACAAGACGUCUGGUGCGCUGUUUGCCAAUUGUCCCAUUGAUACAUAUCCUGGUGUUGCUAUCGAAGCUGUAUCGGACAGCUCGAGAUAUUUUGUGAUUCGGGUGCAAGACGAUAAUGGAUCUUCUACAGGUCGAUCGGCAUUUCUUGGGCUCGGUUUUGGCGAUCGUUCUGAUUCGUUUGAUCUCAAUGUGGCGCUACAGGAUCACUUUAAGUGGGUUAAGAACCAGGAGCAAAUAGAAAAAGAGAAAACCGAACCCAAGCAGGAGUUGGAUCUUGGUUUCAAGGAGGGCGAAACGAUUAAAAUUAAUAUGAGAAUAACUAAAAAAGAUGGCUCGGAUGGACCAUCUCGGACGUCUAAAACGAAAAGCGGUACCGGAAUCUUGCCUCCUCCGCCUGGUGGAGUGGGUAAAAUCGCUCCACCACCAUCCGGAGGUGGUGGCAGCGUUCGACAGAGCCCCGCUGCUUCACCAGCACAUAAACCUCAAACUGGCACCGAAUGGGGUGAUUACGCUUCUGCUGGAGCCAACAACCAAGCACAAGAUCAGCAGUCAUCGGCAGCAAACGCAAACUGGGUACAGUUCUAAAUCAUAUAUUACUUAAAUGCUAUUGUAAAAAUAAAAAAAAAAACACCCAACAACCAUAAUGAAUAAAUAAUAAAUAAUAAUUUAACAAAAAAAAAAAAAACAAAUAAAUAUUUACAUACAAAAAAAUUAAAUAAGAUAUCUAAUUCAUAAGAAUGAUAAAACAUUUAACGAAGAAAAAAAUAUGUAUAAAUAUUGUUGAACUGUAUUUUUACAACACACACACACACAUUAUAUAUAUAUAUAUAUACAAAAAUACAUAAAGUAAAAAAAAACAUAAAUAAAAUCAUGAAAUUAACCAAUGUUUAAAAAUAAUAAUUCAUUGGCCCGAAAAAAAUAAAACAAAAAAAAAGAACAUUUAUAAAAAUUAAAUAAAAUUGUAGUUAAUUUUUGUUUUCAAUUAAAUUUAGUUAAAAGAAAAAUAUUUAAAAAUUUGUUAUAAUUCUUAUUUAAUUCAUUAGAAAAAGAAACAAAUUAAUAGUAUUAACGAAUAAUACAGCAAUCGAAAAUUAAAUAGUUUAUGAAACAUACAUACAUAAAAAGAAAACAUAAUAUUCCAAUCUUCUUGUUAGGGGCAGAGAGCAUUCAAAAAAUUGUUUGUUAAUUUUUAAAUACAAUAUUUUUGUACUUAUGUAUGAAGGCAAUUAAUUUUUCUUUUUUUUUUAGAUAUAUUUUUUUAAGUUUCUAUAAUUAAUAAUCUAUAAACAUAUGUAUUUAGAUAUUUAAAAACAAAAAUAUAUUAUUAUAUAAAAUAAAUGUAAAGUACAUAACUCAAAAAAACUCAAAUCGAUGAAAGAUUAUAACUGGACAUCAAUUUUGGAUUAUAUUCAAUGUAAAUCUAUACUAUUAUGCUAUUGCCUAUCUUUAAAUAAAAACAAACAAACAAACAACACAAAAUACAAUGAAAGUGAAUUAUUAACAAAACAAAAUCAUACUAAAACAAAAAAAAACCCUGAAAAUAGUUGUUAGCCCUGUGCUGUCCUAAACGGCAGUGAGGUUCCCCCUUAAAAAAUAUGUAUAUCAAUCAAACUUUGUUUCCUUCGUUCAUAUUUUUAAAAAAUUAUUAAUUCUUAUGUAAUGAUUAUAAUAUUAUUGAAGAAAUAUUGUGAUUUUUAUGAAUUUUUUAAUUACAAUUACUUAAUUAAUCGUUAAUUUGCUUAAUUAAAUACAAAUAAUUUUUAACUUAGCAAAUAUCAAACACACACAUAAACUUAUGAUGAGCAGCGAUCGAAACAUUCCGCAAUUAAAUUGAUAUCUUUUUAAAUAAAUAAACAAACAAAAAUCAAUCCUACAAAAUUUAAAUAAGUAUAUUUUCUAGUUCCUUUCUUUCUUUGUUUUGUUCUUUAAAUAAAUAUUAUUUAACAAAAAUAUAAAAAACAAA